Ciona intestinalis (vase tunicate) is the source of this 5061-nucleotide messenger RNA. NCBI's taxonomy places the organism in Eukaryota, Metazoa, Chordata, Ascidiacea, Phlebobranchia, Cionidae. The record is from RefSeq.
GUCGUAGAUUUUACAUGGAGAACGCGGCAAAAAGCGACGUUCAAGUUCUGUGUCAUAAAAGUGGCCAAAACCCGGCUUUAGUGGAGAAGAAUGAAGCCCAAACUCAUUUGACUCCGGAUAGCGACAUCCAGCAGCUGGAGCUCUCUUCGCCGGCUGCCGAUGCACCAAAGCCCGGGAAGCAACCAGUUUUGAGUCGAAAGCAAAAUCGGGUUGUCGAUAGAGAGGAAGAAGCGGUAGUGUCAUCGUCGACUAGUCCAAGCGACAAACGUUACAAAAGAUCAGAAUCGCCUCCUGAGUCUGAACUACCACGGCAUCGAAACGAAGUAUUACAUCAUCAGUUACGUCAUCAGUCGACCCUGGAAGCACCAACAAGCACAACGUCUUUCGAAGAUGAAGAAAAGCGGAGCAACUCGGGGAAAGGGGGACGCGGAUCGUCGAACAUUGUCUCGAAACCACAAGGGUGUACCACCUCUACAGGAAAAAUGAAAGAAGAGAUCACUUCAAACCAACGAACAGCCACGGACAAACACCAGUUUACGAAACCGUCACCUAGCAACAGAAACAUGACAUCAUCAAAUUUAGGGAACACUUGCAAUGGAGACGAUCGACGCUACCCCAUCAACUCGCAUUUGCCAGUCGAUUCGCAACUUAGAGACGGGAGAUAUCCCUUCGAUCCUCGGCACAUGCACACUGCUCCUGGUGUCAGCGGAAGUCCAAUUCACUCAGAUGUGUCUCUGAUUCCAAUGUCCCCUCAGCAGAACACGAACCCGUUUAACUAUAAUUCAUCACUUGAGUUCUACAUGGGUGGAUUAUCCCAAGGUGGCCUCAGAUCGCCAACAAUGUCCAUGUUAUCGCAAGCAAGGAACCUCAGUCCCCACCAUUCAAUUCAAGAGCUUGAAAAGUUGUGCUACCCUUACUACUCACCCCAUCAAAGUAACAUGGCGGUGAACAGUGCACAACAGGGUUCAAAUCAAGGCUUAGCGGGGAAUUUUUCGCAAAACAUAAACCAGCUGGCAUACUACCAAUUGAUGCAGCAGCAACAGCGACUUCUUGCGGUGGCAGCUCGGAAUGAUAGGAACCUCGCGCUGUCGCUAGAGAAGCAGGAAGAACUUGGCCGAUUUCCGAGUCCACUGUGCAGGUCUCGCGCUCGGAAACGUCCUCUCUCCAUCUCUCCCUGCUUCUCUGACACUGGUCUUGACAUCACAGCAAUGAUCCGGACUUCCCCUAAUUCGCUACUUCCUUUCGGAGGUAUUGCAAACUCCCGUAGUUCAUCGGUGGCAAGCGGUGGCAGCUACGGACAUCUAGCGGCAGGUGGAAUCAGCCCAACGUUCGGCUACCAAACUCCUAUGAUGACGUCACCACAGCACUUACAUGCUCAUUUACUAUCACGUCAAAUGCAAUCUUCCUUCGCUAGUCAACUCCUCCCUGGUUUUGCCCCUAACCAGAUCUCCUUAGAUAAAUCGGCUUCAAGAUUCGAUCCGAAUAUUUCCGGCAGAAAUUUCCACCCGCACGUUGGCGCUAGUGCUGCGUCUAAAGACAUGUGUAACUCCCAUCUUGACAAUAAGAAUUUCAAUAAACAUCAAAUAGAGACGCAGAGCCCGAACGUUCAAUUCAACAACAACAACAACAACAAUAAUAACUCAGGUGUUUCUCCUGGCGCACAUGCUGGCAACGACGAAAACGACGUAGUGUACGACACCAAUUGCUUUUGGGAAAACUGUUCGCUUGAGUUUGAUACCCAGGAACAGCUAGUUCACCAUAUUAACAACGAUCAUAUACAUGGCGACAAAAAGGAGUUCGUAUGCCGGUGGAGAGGUUGUGCCCGAGACCAAAGACCUUUCAAAGCACAAUAUAUGUUAGUUGUGCAUAUGAGAAGACACACGGGCGAAAAGCCGCACCGUUGCACGUUCGACGGAUGCACCAAAGCAUAUUCAAGGUUGGAAAACCUUAAGACCCAUCUACGUUCCCACACUGGUGAGAAACCUUACGUGUGUGAGUACCCGUCCUGUACCAAGGCAUUCAGUAACGCAUCCGACAGAGCCAAGCAUCAAAAUCGAACCCAUUCAAACGACAAGCCAUACGCAUGCAAACAAGCGGGUUGCACGAAGCGUUACACUGAUCCUAGCUCUCUUCGUAAACACGUCAAGACCGUACAUGGGCCUGCAGCACACGUGACUAAACGCAUGAAAGCGGAACAAGAAAGGAAUGGCAAGAGAACAGGACAAAAUAUAAAGCAGGAACCAGGGUUGGAUAAGGAGAAGCAAAAAGACGACGGAUCGGGGACGAAAACAAGUUGCCACCCGCUGUCACCCGGCUCAAACCCGCCAUCUAACGACCAAAAUCCCCCUAGCAACAUGAACCCCAGAAGCAACCAAUCAUCGUGCACUUCCGGUUCUGACGUAUCUGUGACGCCACAAAAUUCCCCGCAUAUGACGUCACAAAACAAUGACUCGGGAGUUGACGUCAAUGUGGGCGGGAAUGAAGGUGACAGCGAUGGUGAUAUAGUGGUCGAUGAAAAUCCACAACCGGAUUCAACGUCUGGGGGUGUCGGUGUACAAAGCAGGCACCGUGGGACGGUACGAGCCUCUAUGGUGCCACGCCUGGUCAACAAGAAGAUGCAGAAUCUGUCACUUGGGGGAUUAAGCCCAAACGUCGAGUCCUACGUUGACAUUGGUGGCUAUGACGAUCAACGAAAACUCGGAAUGAACAAAUCCGAAAGUUUUACCGAAGUUUCCUCAACCACUGCCUUCCCUGCCAAGCAAAAGAGCACCACCUACCCGAGGAAGCUUCCUCUAACUCCCCAUCGGCAGGUGGCGUUGUUAAAUCAAGAUAGAAGGGAUAGUGGUACCGUUAGCGAUGGAAGCAGAAAAUCGUCGAUGGCUUCACAAAACAGUCGCCGUUCUAGUCAGAACACUGGGUUUAACGUUGCUGGUUCUUACGACCCAAUCUCACUUGAUUCUUCGAGACGAUCAAGCGCAAACUGUGGUUCAGGUUCGUCCACGAUCAAUGCAUUCCAUCUCCACCGUUUAAGGUCAAGAUUCAACGAGGACGCAGGUCUUCCCCCACCCACCCCUCUGGACAGAGAAGGUUAUACAAAAAGCCAACUCAGUCGAUGGUUCAAAGACGAGCAACCAACCGUGGACCCCGCUGGUUACCAGUUCAACCCCCAAGCCCGACCGUCCCUGCCACAAAUGGGACCCCCGAAACCCCCAGAAGUUCGACGGCGCAGUGAAGGUGCGCAAUCAAGGCCUUCACGUACUCCACUGCCACAGCACCUGGGAGGCAACGCUUUCCGAAGAGCAAGCGACCCAAUUCGUAAUUCACCGCAGGUUGACCCGAAUAGACUACCGAGUGUACAGCGUUACAACAGCUGGAACAACGUGAACCCACUGCCUAGUAUCAAACCACAGAGAAGCAACAACACGAGUACUUCGCAGUACAACGUACCCAACCAACAACAUGUACAUCUGCAAAGACAACGGUCGGAAAGCAAUGGCAGCUACUAUAAUAGUGAGAGUGGUUAUCGCAGCAACGGUAGCAACAUGGCCAUACACCAGCCCAACUAUCAGGUCAACGAGCAAGUGAUGAUGGAAAAUUUCAACAAUGACGUCAUGAGUCAUGACGUCACUUUUAACGGUCCUAUGUACGGAGGUAACCAGCACAUGCAGAUUCCUAACAUGGCACAUCCUCAACAAAUGAUGACGUCACCAGGGUCUGUGGGUGCGAUGACGUCAUCACACCAACGAUACACCCCACAGAGACAGAACUUCCCGCAAAACCCCAAUUUCCACGGGUUUUCUAACCAGGAUAGAGGCUCGAACAGGAACGCACCGAACAAUAUACAGCAGAACCAAUAUUACUCCAACCCGCAGAUGAAUAGUAAUCCACAAACUGCCCAACAAAUGCACAAUCCCCACGGCCCUGACAUGAGGCAUGGGGAAAUGAUGCAACGUAACAUACCGCAGCAGUUUAUGAACCCGGAGUUCAUGAAUAUGGCUUACAACAACAACCACGCACCGUCCCCUUACGCAACGCAGCGUCAAGCCACGCAAAACCAAGGACGAUCUCCCCACGUUAUAAACUCUGGAAAUAUGACAGUCCAGAACAAUCACACCCAACAGGGACAUUCGUCCAAUCAAAUCACGCCACGCCCCCCAGUCAGCUCCACGUCAUCCAAUCAGAAUCGAAUUCGUCUGCAGCGGAUACGUCAGCACAGCGGUGCGGGUAGUGUGACGUCAUACAACCAACCUACGAGGCCUGUGACGUCAGAAAGUGGUGGACAAGGACGUAUUAACUAUACACCUGAUGCACAGAUUCCGGAUGAGUUCUUACAACAAGAAUUCAUUGACAGGAUCCCAGUCCUCCAACCUAACAGCAACAGAGGAGGAGAACCAAACGAUAACCAACCGUACGUUAAGAUGGCAGCUGACAGCACGACGGGGCCGGAUAUGGAACAACUCAACGGUUUCCAUGACAACGAUGACGCAAUGAGUGGGACGAACACUGACGUCACACUCCCACCGAUGUCAGCGUUUUCGUCGCGAAUGGCCACGCCUAUGAUGGGUAAGUACCCGCCGCAAAUUCCGACCAAUCAGCACCCAGCAUCAAACAUGGCAAUAAACAGCAUGAGUUCGAUGCUUUCAACGCUUGAGGAAGAGAACAAAUACCUUAGUCUUAUUCCCCAGUGAUGCCUGACAGAUUUACAAUCAAAAUUCCAGUGAUGACCAACCGAAUUUGUACUGCCACCGAAACAAACAAAUGACAUUUUAAAAUUUGUAUUUCGUAUUUGUACCUUUUACUAGUCGUUCCAAAAUGCCAUUUUUAUCGAGCUGUCUACCAGCAAGCCUAUGCUGUUAUUUUGCCUUAUGUGUCCUCUGCCAUUUUCGCCAUUCCGCUGCUAACUCGUUCCGAGCGUGUUCCUCGUGUUUUGUAAAUUCGUCCGGUUAUGUAAAUACGCGCUGCUGUAUUCCCGCAAGUUUAUUUUCAGGCACAACAUAAACUACGACCAAAACACGAAGCACUGUCAUGCCUCGCGUUGCCCAAAAUAUCCCAGACAACAUA